Molecule: messenger RNA, 788 nt
Organism: Lathyrus oleraceus (garden pea)
Lineage: Eukaryota; Viridiplantae; Streptophyta; Magnoliopsida; Fabales; Fabaceae
Product: peptidyl-prolyl cis-trans isomerase CYP18-2
Exons: 5
Coding region: 71-565 (164 amino acids)
Biological process (GO): protein folding; protein peptidyl-prolyl isomerization
Cellular component (GO): catalytic step 2 spliceosome
Molecular function (GO): peptidyl-prolyl cis-trans isomerase activity
Source: RefSeq, a predicted model, not a curated record
CUAUAUAUUUAUUUUCAAAUUCUAGUGUUUGAAAGAAAGAAGAAAAUUUUGGUGUGUUUGUUAGAGCAAGAUGUGGGCGAGUGCAGAAGGUGGUGCUCCAGAGGUUACUCUCGAAACUUCCAUGGGUUCCUUCACCAUCGAGCUUUACUACAAGCAUGCACCUAGAACUUGCAGGAAUUUCAUUGAACUCUCUCGCAGAGGUUACUACGACAAUGUUAAAUUCCACAGAAUCAUCAAGGACUUCAUAGUGCAAGGUGGGGAUCCUACUGGGACAGGAAGAGGAGGAGAAUCCAUAUAUGGGGCAAAAUUUGAAGAUGAGAUUAAACAAGAGUUGAAGCAUACUGGAGCUGGUAUUUUGUCAAUGGCUAAUGCUGGCCCUAAUACUAAUGGCAGUCAGUUCUUUAUCACUCUCGCGCCGUGUCCCUCUCUGGAUGGAAAACAUACAAUAUUUGGAAGAAUAAGUCGGGGAAUGGAAAUCAUCAAAAGACUUGGCAGUGUUCAGACAGAUAACAAUGACAGGCCCAUUCAUGAUGUGAAGAUACUGCGGACAUCAGUUAAGGAUUGAGAGGAGUUGCAUGAUAUGAUGCGAAGAAAUCAAAGUUUUAUUAUUAAUUCUUGAUAUAGUUAUUGCUGCAAAAAUAUCUCGGCUUCAUGAUUAAGCAUAAAAAUUGUAUUUUUUUUUUUGCAUUAGUUUGGCCACACAAUCAAGACUCAAAGACCGUGUUAUAUGACCUAUUAUUUUGGGACUGUACUUCCAAGUGAUAUAGAGAUAUGGGUCUUUUAGUUUC